AUGAACUGGAGGAGCGGAGGAGGGAGUGAAAGAGAGAGGAUGCGCUCAAUUGCAUUCUGUCUGCUAUUCGCGUUUCUUAUCGUAUGUUUCGCUGAGGAGGUGUUGGAAUUCAGCCCUGACGAUAUUCCAGCCGACGCACCCAUCAUUCGGGAGAAGAGGCAAUUUUGGGGAAGUUACGGCGGAUAUGGAGGAAGAUGGCGUAGACGAUAUGGAGGCUACGGAGGUUAUGGUGGCUACGGUGGUUACCCCUAUGGUGGCUACUACGGUGGUUAUGGAAGGGGAGGCUGGUGGUAACUGAAGUCGCCAGUCUUUAUGAUAAAACUGACCAGCAGCUUCUGCGUCGCAAUUUCUGUAUUUACUUGUACGUAACAUAUAAUAAACUAUUCGCUCAA
Molecule: messenger RNA, 392 nt
Organism: Cylicocyclus nassatus
Lineage: Eukaryota; Metazoa; Nematoda; Chromadorea; Rhabditida; Strongylidae
Source: the annotation of a GenBank genome assembly